Papilio machaon (common yellow swallowtail) is the source of this 818-nucleotide messenger RNA. Its product is annotated as putative nuclease HARBI1. The coding region runs from base 1 to 675 and encodes 224 amino acids. The record is from RefSeq and is a predicted model, not a curated record. NCBI's taxonomy places the organism in Eukaryota, Metazoa, Arthropoda, Insecta, Lepidoptera, Papilionidae. The transcript has 3 exons.
AUGCCGACUGAACGAGAAUAUAUCGGAAUCGCAAAUAGGUUUUACUCAAUUGCUGGGUUUCCCAGAGUAGUGGGGGCAGUAGACUGCACUCAUAUAAAAAUAAAUUCACCAGGAGGAUCUAAUUCAGAAUUGUUCCGGAAUAGAAAAGGAUACUUUUCACUUAAUGUGCAAGUAGUGUGCGACUCCAAUUUAGUGAUAAGAAACAUUAUUGCCAGAUGGCCUGGUUCUGUGCAUGAUAGCACAAUUUUUAAUGAUUCCCCUUUAUGUGCUCAAUUUGAGCGUGGAGAUUUUGGCGCAAUGGUACUUGUUGGAGAUAGUGGCUACCCAUGUCGACCCUACCUAUUAACGCCACUAUUAAAUCCACGAACGCAUGCUGAAGAAGCAUACAAUAAUGCACAAAUCAAAACGAGAAACCCAAUUGAAAGGCUUUUUGGUAUAUUAAAAAGAAGGUUUCCAUGUCUUCAAGUUGGCAUGGGACUGAAGUUAAAAAAUGUUCCACCUGUCAUCGUAGCAUGUGCAGUUUUACACAAUAUUGCACUUUCACAGAAUGAUGCAGUGUUAGAGGAGGACACAGAUAACAUUACAGAGGAGUCUGUAGAUCAACCUAUCAGCAUCCAGUCCAAUCAAAACUUUAUUGUUAGGACAACAUUAAUUAACACACAUUUCUCUUUUUGAACUUUCCUUUAUUUUUACAAAUCAAACUUUAAUUUUCCAUGGCUUUCAUUAAAAGGAUAUGAUAAAAUCAGUGUUAAACCUUAAAAUAUUAGGUCCUUACAUAUGAAAUUGGCGUUUUUCGUACUGGCCACUUUAAUCACGAA